AUGGGGCAAGAGGACAUGUUUUAUGAAGAACUGAAACCUGGAGACCUGAUUGAGAUUUUUCACCUUGGCUACAAGGAUUGGGCCAUCUACGUGGGAGACGGCUAUGUGAUCCACCUGGCUCCACCAACCGAGUUCCCCAAGUUGGGUUCCUCCAAAAUGUUCACAUUUCUGAGCCACAAGGCUGUGGUGACAGAGGACUCCCUGGACAAUGUGGCCUGGGGCUGCCUCUACCGGGUCAACAACCACUUGGACCAUCAAUACCGACCACAGCCGCUGGAUAAGAUCAUCAGUUCUGCAAAGAAGAUGAUCGGUGACAGGAAGAUGUACAGAGUCUUAUGUGAGAACAGUGAGAAAUUUGUCACUGACCUGAGAUACGGAUGGCCCCGCUGCAAGUUGGUAAGGUCCACUUUGGGGUGA
Messenger RNA from Elephantulus edwardii (Cape elephant shrew), 417 nucleotides. RefSeq names its product retinoic acid receptor responder protein 3-like. The transcript has 3 exons. The record is from RefSeq and is a predicted model, not a curated record. The coding region runs from base 1 to 417 and encodes 138 amino acids. Gene Ontology annotation, biological process: N-acylphosphatidylethanolamine metabolic process. Lineage: Eukaryota; Metazoa; Chordata; Mammalia; Macroscelidea; Macroscelididae. Gene Ontology annotation, molecular function: glycerophospholipid phospholipase A1 activity; A2-type glycerophospholipase activity. Gene Ontology annotation, cellular component: cytoplasm.